UGCAAAAUAACGAUAAUAGAACUGACUGAACUGAAGUCAUACAAUCAUACACCGAUACUGAAACAGAUAGGGGCAGGAAUAAAGAGUCCCAUGCUCACAGGCACAGGCUAUAAAGGGACACACUGAAGGUUUUAUGAUCUCCACAGAUGUGAUUAGUCUAUAAGACACCCCCACAACACACACCCAUCCCCACCUCACACACUCUCAUGCCCUCCCUUAUUUCUCUCCGUCUCUCUCUCUUUCCCUCUCACUCGUCCCAUGCCUCUGCAGUGGCUCAUUCUUUCCUGCGCCGGCUACAGACACACACACACCGCCCCCCUCCACCCCUCUUCUAGCCACUCAUCCCAGCAUGCGGUACCUAUUCAGGGGUAAGAACCAGACUGAAAGUGGAGCUCUGCGCUACAGCUGCCGCUGAAUGAAUGCAGCAUUUCCUGCGUCUACAACCACGUUGAGUGAGACAGAGUAUCAGCGAGACACUGCCGGCAACUGAGAGCCACUGAUCUGAAGAUCAAGCAACGGAUCAGGUGCUGCCUCCGUAUUUCUCGCUCUCUAGUUCCCUCUCCCUCCCUUACUGGGACAUACUGCAAAGGAGGAUCGAGGACAGGAAGGUACUCCGCAAGACUUCUCAAGCUGAAAGUCUAAUUUCGUGUCGGGUCCCUUGUGGCCCCUCAGACCUACAGUAUCCCACCCAAGACAUACAGCAGAAGACUUAACCAGGGACAGACAGGCAGGCACAAGUGGGCAGACAGUCUGGCAUGGAGUUGCAAGACAGAAGAUCAUUCCUGCACAGGUGUGCGCGGUCCGGCGAUGUUGUCCACGCCGGUCUGGUCGUCACACUUCUGAUUGGAGUGUGGUAUGCUCAGGCACUGGAGGUGAAUACAGGCAAAGUCCAUUUUAUAGAAGUGAUGAAUGGAAGUUCAGUGCUUUUACCCUGCACUUAUGCCAGCUGCAUUGGCAUUAAAAACCUUUACUUCAACUGGCAGUUCAAAGACAAUGGGACAUUUGUUAAGCUCUGUGAGGCCAUCAUCCCAGCAGAAGGAGUAGAACCUAAUGUGAAAAUCUAUCAUGAGCGGGUGGAGUUUGUCGGCUCCAGCAAACAGAGUAACAUCUCAAUCUUACUGCAUAACGUCACCUUCGAGGACCAGGGCGAGUACAUCUGCUUCGCCCGCAAUCCCAAGGAGAAGGAUCGCAACCAUAGUGCAAUUUUCACUCUUUAUGUAGUGGACGAAUUGAAAGAGGUGGACAACACAUUGACCCUCAUCAUUGUGUCCGUGCUUGGUGGAGUCAUAGGUCUGAUCAUUCUCAUCAUGGUAGUGAAAGCUGUAGUCCUCGCCAUUCUAAACAAGGUCCAGGAGAAGAAUAAAGAGUGCCUUGUGAGCUCUUCAGGGAAUGACAAUACAGAAAAUGGCCUCCCGGGAUCCAAAGCAGACAGCAAACCGACACCAAAGGCAUGAAAAGAGCGUGUGUGUGUGUAUACAUAUAUGAGCAUAUGUAUACAUGCAUACAUAGUCAUACAAGAAUGAAAGAAAGUCAUAACAAUGGACCGUUUUAUUCUCUUUAUCUCAAAAAAAUAAAAAAUAAAUGCUACAUAUGAAUAUGUGGAAAUAUAUAUUUUAGAUUGUGCUUGAGGAAAAAUACUAAGUGCUGCAGGCUGGAUCACACACCCUUUGCUGGACUGAAAAGGCAUAAAAAGAUAUUGGGAAAGCAGAUGAUUGGAGACGCUUCGGUGCACUUGCAUUCUGCUCUUGUCUGUGAGACACAGCACACACACACUGCCUUCUUCACGAACUGCCAUAUCCUUUCAGUGCUCGACAGCACAAGACCCACAUUAUAAAAUGUUUGCGGUAAACUUCCAGUGCAACUUUACACAUCCUCACACUGCAUUCCAAACGUUCCCGAGGUGGAAUCUCUCACACGCUAACAAGUCAGUAACAAAACAAACACAGAAACGCUUUUCUGGAAAAUACUAAACAACUUACACAUUAAAAACCAAGGGUGCCUCUUCAAAUUGGAAUAUGUUUACCACCAAUUCAAGCAGCUAACCGAGUCUGAUUAUUAACCGCUCCCACUAUUUUUACAAGUGACAUUAAGGUCAUAAAGAGCAGGAUGCGAGUGCACUUGAAGGGCAGAAACACACUCUAUGCAAUAGCACCCCUUGUGGCAAUGCUGAUAUUACAACACAUACAUUCUGUGUGCGAAAAUAAGGUUGUGUAGAGUGUUUUUCAUGGCUAAAGCAUUGUUUAAAAGAAAGUAAAAAUAAAAGGACUUACCAGAGAUGCAGAUAAGGUGUGUAUAUCCAGCAUCCAGCCCAGCACGGUUUAUUCUAUUUAUUUCUUUUUCAUUUUUUUUUUCUGCUUUAGAUAAAACACAGGUGCCUGUUAUCGCUUCAAGCUCCACAUGCUUCCUGGGAGCCUUCAAAUGCUAUACAAAUAAGUUAAUUAAACAAUGCUCACAUAAAAAAGCAAAAAAAGACCAAAAAAAAAAAAAAAUUAUUGCUUAGAUAAUAAAAAGAUUAAAAUAUAUAGAUAAUUUACAGAAACCAACUCCCUGUAGAAAAUGAAUGAUCUUCUGAUGCUGCUUUCAAUAACCAAUAACUUUUCCUAAUGCAUGUGAACGAUUUUAUACAGUACAUCUAGAGUACUAUGUAUCCAUUUCUCCGAAUCGUGUUCUCCUGUCUCUUCUUAAAUGACUGAUCAAUCUGUGCUUGUCGUAUACAACGUCACAGUUCAUCUUGUACGUAUCCAACAUACAGGCAUGAAGGGCCACUGUAGUUAACUGGUAAAGCUUAUCAUGACAUCCAAACUUCACAGGACACAAUAUUGUUGCUAACUGCUAAUGUUGAUAUUUAGCAUCCGAACUAGCAAGCUAGCCACUUCAGUGUGCUAAACUCCACCAAUCCUCACAGAUGCAGUGCUAAUACUUACGUUUUCAUAUCAUCGUACAAAGCCACACGACUUCUGUGACAAAUUAUAAUAAAUAGUAAUUCCUCACUUGCAUCUCAAUGGCUAGCAUUAGCAUAAACCUCUCAAAACUUCUCAUAGAUAAGAUUAGCUUGAUGCUAAUUCAAGAAAACACAUGAAUGGUGGAAAAUACUUGUUGGAUUUUGUUUCUUAGACGUUUUGGAGCUGCAACGCGAACUCUGUUUAUCAAAACAAGCCAACUUUCCAAAUCUUUCAGUAGUUAUUUAAGAUUCAAGUGCCAAAACAGAACUGCUAGUGGAACGGUGGAUGAUUUACUGUUGCUUCCAUCUUGUUACGUUUGUCUUCCUCUUUCCUUUUGUAUCGGAAACCCCAUAAAUGCACAAUUCCCGUUCAUAUCCAUAUCUGGGUUAAGUAUAAAUGUACUGACAAAUUCAUAACAUGCGAUGAAUGUCACUUUGCGAUUACGCUGCAAAAAAAAAAAAAAAAAAAAAAAAUGCAAUGAAACUCUACUAGUCUUCCGCCAUAACCCAAAGAUGAAUGUACACAGUGGUUGUAGUUAUGGCAGAGUUCAGAGGGGUCGUUUCUGGGCACUUUAUUCAUAAAGAUAUACGUAACAGUGUUUUGAAUGCUCAAUCUAUAUGUAGAGCGAAGUACGAAUGAUAUACAAACUCUGAUAUUAAGAAUAGCGGAACAGGAAUAUUUUGACUCUUUGAAUGGCUAUAUCUCUUGUAUGUGCACAUAUUAGCAGUCUUCCAAAUCACUUGACUCUUUUAGAAAUCAGGGGCUUUGGCAAUCUCAACUGUUUGGGAUUCUUUGACAGAGCGGUAUGAAAUCCUAGCUUGAAAUUCAAGUAUUUAUUGAAGUUUUCAAUGAAUUCCUUUGAACUGCAUCCAUAAAUGUGUGUUAAAAUCAGCCAUGAUUUGGAUAAAGGGUUUGGUGUCGCUCUGUCUGUCAGAUGCACUGUACAAUAAUGUGGUUAGAGUUGUCGAGCUAUUCACAUUGCCUCUUUAAUUCAUUUAUGGCAGAAUGUUUUACCAUGUUAUGCUUCUUAAAGCUUGUUGCCUUUUGUCAUUUGCAGAUAGUGUAUUUAUGAGGAAACGAUCACAUAAACAAGGAGAUUACGUAGAUCAGCAAUACUUUAAAAAAAAGAAAGGAAAAA
Molecule: messenger RNA, 4080 nt
Organism: Cyprinus carpio (common carp)
Lineage: Eukaryota; Metazoa; Chordata; Actinopteri; Cypriniformes; Cyprinidae
Product: sodium channel regulatory subunit beta-4
Biological process (GO): regulation of ventricular cardiac muscle cell membrane repolarization; regulation of sodium ion transmembrane transporter activity; cardiac muscle cell action potential involved in contraction
Cellular component (GO): voltage-gated sodium channel complex; membrane
Molecular function (GO): sodium channel regulator activity; transmembrane transporter binding
Source: RefSeq, a predicted model, not a curated record